Messenger RNA from Aegilops tauschii subsp. strangulata, 1605 nucleotides. The record is from RefSeq and is a predicted model, not a curated record. Lineage: Eukaryota; Viridiplantae; Streptophyta; Magnoliopsida; Poales; Poaceae.
AUGAAGAAGAAGGGUGUUAGCAUUGUUGCAUUGUGGGAAAGAGCUUCCAAGGCAAAUAAAAGAACUUCGACAUCUACACCAAAUCCUCCUGAUGUUGAAGUUCAGAGCAGUAUCAUUCCUCCUACUAUUGAGAGCAAUCUGCAACUGGCACUUGUGCAAGCACAUGAACCUGAUGAUGGACACACAGAACCUGAGAGUGCAGCUGGCUCCCCAACCCAAUUGUACAAUGUCAAUGACCAGGAUAAAGUUAGAAGGAGAUACAUCGAGUUGGGGGCAUGUCAACCAAAGAAACAUAAUUUUGAGUAUAGAGAUAUAAGUGGAUUACAGCGUCGCUUUUCUCCUUCUUGGUUUAAGGAUUACAAGUGGCUUGAGUAUAGUGUGGACAAAGAAGCCGCUUUCUGCUUCGUUUGCUUUUUGUUCAAGGAUAAAAAAAGAUGUCCCGGUGGAGAUGAUUUUGUGAAGAAGGGAUUUAAUAACUGGAACAUGAAGUCGAGAUUGAAGAAACAUGAAGGCUUCGCAUUUAGAGGACAUGAUGAAAGUGAAGACUCACUAAAUAAAGGAAAUUUCCUUGAGCUUCUAAAUUGGCUAGCAGGAAAUUUUGAAGAGGUUGACAGGGUUGUUCUCAAGAAUGCUCCACGGAACUGCAGGAUGACUCACCAUGAUAUACAGCAAGAGGUGAUAAAAUGUUGUGCACAAGAGACUACUAAACUAGUCAUUGAGGAACUUGAUGGUGGUCAUUUUGCAAUACUUGCAGAUGAGUCUAGUGAUGUUUAUCAGAAUGAACAGUUGGCUGUUUGCUUGCGUUAUGUUGAUAAGAAAGGAAGGGCGGUUGUAAGAUUUCUUGGUCUUGCUCACGUUGAAGAUACUACCUCUUUGACACUAAAAGCUGCAAUUCAGAAAAUGCUUAUGGACUACAAUUUGACCUUUGCAAUGGUUCGUGGGCAAGGAUAUGAUGGAGCUAGUAACAUGAGAGAAAUAUUUGGAUACACAGAUGAGUUGUGUAGAGCUUUGCAAAAGCAAGACGAAGAUAUUGUUCAUGCUAUUGAGCUUGUUGGUGACACAAAGUAUUACUUGGAGGCUUUGAGGACCGAUGCUGGAUGGGAUGAUUUUCUCACAAAGGUCACAUCUUUUUGUACAAAGCAUAAGAUCAAAGUUGUUGAUAUGGAGGGUCCUUACUUUUCCGUUGGCCGGCCUAGAAGGGGUUUAUGUAAUGGUGUGAGCAAUUACCACCGCUUCAAGGUUGAUAUGUUUGUGGGUGUCAUUGAUAGGCAAAUCAGUGAGCUGAAUGGCAGAUUCGAUGAGGUAAACACGGAGCUACUUUCUUGCAUGGCAGCAUUCUGUCCACUUCAUCUAUUUGCUGCUUAUGACCAAGAGAAGUUGGUUAGGCUUGCUACAAAGUUUUAUGCUUCUGAUUUUACAAGUGAUGAACUGGCAAGACUUCCAUGGCAACUAAACAUCCUUCAUUUCCUGGCGCCGCCACUGCGCGUCGCCCACCGCCGUUCGCGUCGUAAGGCCUGCGUCUCCGACUCGGGCUUGCUCAACCGGCCCGGCACCGGCGAGGGCACAAGCACCCAACGGUGCCCGCGGACGCCCUCCGGAGGUUGA